Molecule: messenger RNA, 1674 nt
Organism: Adineta ricciae
Lineage: Eukaryota; Metazoa; Rotifera; Eurotatoria; Adinetida; Adinetidae
Source: the annotation of a GenBank genome assembly
AUGAUGUUAUCUUCGUUUACUGAUCCUACAAUGUCAACGCCAUCAUCUCCGUAUGAGACACAACCUGCUUGGUGGAAAUCAAAUUUUACAACAACAUUUUAUGCAGCAUUGUCGACCGCUUUUCUUCCCUCAUCUGUUCCUUCGACACAAGACAUUUCUCCUUCGUCUACCGCGCCACCAUCAUCAAAUCUUUCGUCAAACAUUGUGGAGAAACGAACAAAUCGUAUCGAUCAUCAUUAUCACUUAAUGACUACUAAUGGAGCUCAUACAAAUGGCUUUGGUCAUGAUAACGAUGAUCCACUACGAAUUUUACUUUUUGCCGAAAGUUUUCCUUCGUUUACCAGUGGUAUUACACGUCGAUUUAAAGAAAUCAUACGACGUUUAGCGAAAAGAAAACACCACAUACAUGUGAUUACGGGUUGUAAAAAUGCAAAACUAUGGCUUGAGGGAAGUGAUUAUCUUCAAGAAUAUGUUACAUUUUCCAUCUUAUCAUCAACUGAUUUCACCAACAAAAUCGAUUGCGCAUGUCCAUUUCUAUUGCCUAAUCCUGCUAUUUAUUUUUCCAUUCGAAAAUUUUCACCCGAUGUUAUCCAUAUUGUUGAACAAACUCCGGCAGCCAUGCUCUGUGGUGCAUUCGCUAAAUCAUUAAAUAUUCCGAUAGUUUGGUCAUCGCAUACCAAUAUAGAUUUUUAUCUUUCAACCUACAUACGCUCUUAUGCGGUCAGUUUAACGCGAUCUAUUUAUAAAUACAUACGAUUGAAACAUUUAAUUUAUUCGUCGAUUAAUUUAACAGUUAGUCAAGAUUUUGCUGAUUAUAUGGAACAUACGGGUGUACCACGCCCAGUUUUAGUCUGGAAAACAGGUGUUGACUCCGAAUUAUUUAAUCCGGUUCGACGUUCGUCAGCAAUGCGUUACCGGAUGUUCGGUACAUCACAUAAUUUUACUCGUGAACAGAUGGACUGUAUAACAUUAUUUCUGUGCGUUGGCCGUAUAUCUCCAGAAAAGAACUUCCAGUUCUUGUCAUUAGUUCUAGAACGUGUACCAAAUCAAACAUUUCUAUGUAUUAUUGGCGAUGGGCCUUAUCGACACACACUUCAACCGCUAUUUCCCACCGAUCGUGUGCACUUUUUUGGUUAUUUAGGCGGAGAAGAACUCGCUAGUGCUUAUGCCAGUGCGGAUUAUUUUAUUUAUGCAUCAGUUAGCGAAACAUUUGGUCAAGUUUAUCUUGAAGCUAUGGCAAGUGGCACACCGGUUGUAGCUGCCGAAGGCGGACAAUUGAAAGAAUUUUUCAUAAAUGGCGAACAUGGAUAUUUAUGGGAACCAGAUAAUAUCAAUUCUGCGGAACAAGCUGUACGUUUAGCAAUGAAGAAUCGCGAUUAUCUAUCGAUUAAGGCACGACAACAGGCCUUGAAACAUUCGUGGGAUUCUGCUGCUGAUCAGUUAAACAAUGUCUAUUAUGAUGCAAUGAAGAAAACAUCGACAAAAGCAGACGACAAUUCUUUUAUUAUCCUUUGUCGUGUGUUUUAUUAUGGAUUAAAUUGGUUUAUUUGUAUUCUACUAGCGUUAUUCUUGAUGGCGCCAUUCGUAAAAGUUUCAUCGCCGACGACAUCAACACCUAUUUCAUGUCGAAAUAAACAGCGAAUGAAUUCAACAAAAACAUGUUUUUCAUCUUGA